Molecule: messenger RNA, 1137 nt
Organism: Linum trigynum
Lineage: Eukaryota; Viridiplantae; Streptophyta; Magnoliopsida; Malpighiales; Linaceae
Source: the annotation of a GenBank genome assembly
ACUCUCAGACAGAUUGUGGUUUGUGAAUGAAAAUGGGGACGAGAUUCACAAAAUAAGGAUGUGACUUGAGUUUUAUUGAGAAGUAAGGCGAGUGUGUUGCUAGCACGAACUCAAAAGUGGAUGAGUUCACAAUUAGGUCCAAUAAAUGAAACCGAACUAUUCUUAAUAAUCUACUGUACUCACCAAACUAUGCAAUCUGAUUUAAAUUUUGAAGUGGUAAUCUCUAUUUUCCUAGCCUAGCUUUUACCUCCAAUAUUGGUACAAGCCCACAUCAGUUCCACCACCCAUUUUUACCCUAAAUUAGUGGAGUAACAAUUCUUAAGCAUUCCUCCAUAAUUAGCUAUUAUCUAAAAAAAGGACAAACUUCUAAACCUUCUAAUCACUAUAAAAGGUCGCCACCAUCCCACAUGUUAUCCUCAAGGCACAAAAUUAAAGACGAUAAAGAGAGUAAUUAAGAGAGAUAAUACGAAGAGGAAUUAAACAACAAUUCUUCUUCAUUAAUAUAUCUCUCUUUUUUUUGCUCUCUUCUUUAAUUUCAUCAUCAUAAUGGAGAUGAAGAAGGUUGCUUGCGCCGCCGUCGUGUUCGCUGCCGCCUCAAUGAGCGCAGCUUUGGCUCAGGACGUCGCCGCCGCCCCUGCCCCCGGCGUCGCCGCUUUUGGCCCCGCCGCUGCCGCCGGACCCACCGCCGCUGCUGGUGCACCGACGAGCGGUGCGGCCGGUGCCUUGCCGGCUCUUGGGUCUUUGGUGGGCGCCUCCAUCGUCUCCUUCGUUGCCUUCUACUUGCAAUAAAUUCAAUUAGCUCCCUUCUUUUGGUCACUUGUAAUUUUCUUUUAAUUGUUCGUGCAUGGUUAUGAUGAACACAUUUGACUAAUGAAAAUAUAUGCAUUCGGGUUUGGAGUUGCUAUUCUUGUGCUUUAAUUGUGUUUUUUUUUAUUUGAUUUGAUCUCAUUGGUGGAGGGUGUACGUCGAGAAUUAUUUCGAUUCAUGAUCUAAAAAUUCGAUAAGCUCGUAAAAUAUGAAAAUUAAAGAGGGGGGAAUUAAUCCCAAAAUUAAAGAUGGCAGCUGAAAAUUAAUUUGGGGAAUGGAAACUCUGAAUUUGACGGGAAAUUGAAGGGAGAAAAAAGACUUAGAAAUCUU